AUGAAGGAUGGAGAGAAUGAAAUGGAAGUACAGCUCAGCGGGACUCCAGGGAACCCUACUGACCUCAAGAGCCAGGGUCCCAGUAGCGACAACUGCAACACCUGUGAUUUUCCGAAACUGUCUUCUCCGCCACCGUCGCAGCCACAGCAACCUCAGUUGCCAUUGACUCAUGAAGCGGGGCCCCACACCAAGAGUGGGGCUACGAUGAAGACGCCACAGAUCCCUUUUGUGAACAAGUAUCGUCGCCGCGUAAAACUUUAUGCCCUGAAUGAAGACCAGCUAUGGUCCUAUCUUGACACUGGAUAUGUCUACUCCACUUACGUGGACCGUCUCCAGGGACUGUCACUACUAGUACGGUCAGAGUCCGACGGCUCACUGAUCUUGGAGUCAAAGAUACAUCCAAACACACCGUAUAAGAAAAAAAGGGGGAUAUUAAUUGUUUGGUCCGAGGCUGAGAACCACGGAAUGGCGUUGAGUUUCAAGGACAGAGCCGGUUGUCGUGAGAUCUGGGAAGACAUUUGCCGGGUUCAAGGUAUAGAACCAACUGUCGACAUCACACAAGACCUGUUGGAUAUUUCAGAAGAAGAAGAAUGUGAUGAAAUGUCAGAAACGGGUCGUCCGGUUGAGCUUCCUAACUGUGAACUCAAUAACCUGGAAGAGAUUGCUAACUUAGUUACCAUGGCUUUCGUUUCACAUACCGGUAAGGAAAGGCUCGCCUUGAUCUUGGAAAAGGAGGACUAUAUUCCAAAACUACUGCAACUGUUACACACUUGUGAGACCCUAGGAGACAUCGAAGGCUUACAUCAAUUGCAUGAAAUUAUUAUAAGAAUCUUACUCCUCAACAAGACAUUUCUGUUUGAGAUCAUGUUUUCUGAUGAGUGUAUCAUGAAUGUAAUGGGAUGUCUUGAAUAUGAUCCUGCUUUGACUCAACCAAAAAGGCACAGGGAAUUCUUGACCCAACAUGCAAAGUUCAAGGAAGUGGUGCCAAUAACAAACUGUGAACUUAGGCAAAAAAUACAUCAGACAUACAGGGUACAGUACAUUCUCAACAUCAUUUUGCCUGUACCAUCCCUAUUUGAAGACAGUUGUCUUUCUAAUCUUAAAACUUUUAUUUUCUUUAACAAGGUUGAGAUAGUCCACAUGCUGCAGAAAGAUAACAAGUUUUUGCCUCAAGUUCUUGCACAGUUAAAAGAUAAGACUACAGAUGAUGAUAAGCGGCGUGAAUUUAUAUUUUUUUUCAAGGAAUUCUGUUCAUUUUCUCAAACAUUACAGCCUCAAAGCAAGGAUGCACUACUCAAAACAUUGACACAAUUGGGAAUUCUUCCUGCUCUUAAAAUUGCAAUCAGCCUGGAUGAUGUGCAAAUAAGGUCAGCUGCUACUGACAUAUUUGCUUGUCUAGUGGAAUAUAAUCCGUCGGUGAUUCGAGAAUUCAUAAUAAAAGAAUCCUUGUGGAAUGAAGAUUGUAACCUUUUCAUUAAUUUAGUAAUUAAACGAAUGAUCUGUGAUACUGAUCAAGAGCUAGGAAAUGCUCUUCAUUUAAUGGGACUUCUUCGUUCUCUACUUGAUGCAGACAGUGUGCUGGUGACACGUAAUAAUAACUGUGAAAGAAGUGAGUUUCUACAUUUCUUCUAUAAACAUUGUAUGCAUAACCUCAUAGCGCCACUCUUGGACACCACUUCAGAAGAUACAUGUGAAGAGGAUGAUAUACUUGGAACUGACAAAAACAGCAAAAAUUGCCUCAGUGCUCUUCGCUUUAUGAGAAGUAUAAUUGGCAUUAAAGAUGAAUUUUAUAAUCGUUACAUCAUCAAGGGAAAUCUUUUAGAGCCGGUUGUAAAUGCUCUUUUGGAAAAUGGAAGUCGGUACAAUAUGUUGAAUUCAGCUAUUCUUGAACUAUUUGAAUACAUAAGAGUGGAAAAUAUCAAGUCUCUUGUUACACAUAUAGUUGAAAAGUUUUAUGAAACACUUGAAUGGAUUGAAUAUGUUCAGACAUUCAAAGGUUUGAAGAUGAAAUAUGAACAAGAGAAAGACCGACAGAGUCAAAUACAGAAGAAGUUGAAUUUUAUACUGUAUAAUAAAAUAUUUCGCAAAUGUGACAGAGUCUGUGAAAAGGAAGAAACUUGUUAUAAAGAAAAUAUAGAGGAAGGAGAAGCAGUUAUGCAACCACUGGAAAAUGAUUUUCAAGUUCAUUGUAUGGAGACUGAAAAAACAAAAGAAAAUAAAAACAAGGAAGAUAUUCCUAAAAGAACAACUUCUGGUGACAACAAAUUUACUUUCCCCCUUUCUGUUGGUGCUACUAAUGGAACAGGUAGCUCAACUGGUAGUAACAUAGUUGGUUUAGUGGAUUAUCCGGAUGAUGAUGAAGAAGAAAAGGAAGAUGAAACACCCCCCAUGAAAAGACCACAUCUAAGCCCAUAA
Rhinolophus ferrumequinum (greater horseshoe bat) is the source of this 2415-nucleotide messenger RNA. Its product is annotated as serine/threonine-protein phosphatase 4 regulatory subunit 3B-like. Gene Ontology annotation, cellular component: protein phosphatase 4 complex; nucleoplasm. The coding region runs from base 1 to 2415 and encodes 804 amino acids. Gene Ontology annotation, biological process: protein dephosphorylation; DNA damage response. Gene Ontology annotation, molecular function: protein phosphatase activator activity. The record is from RefSeq and is a predicted model, not a curated record. NCBI's taxonomy places the organism in Eukaryota, Metazoa, Chordata, Mammalia, Chiroptera, Rhinolophidae. The transcript is spliced from 2 exons.